CAACAUGGCUGACAAAACUGACCGAUCCAAAAAGGUUCUCACAUAUCAUUCCGAAAUGGUAACGAAGCUUGGGGAAUUAUUUUCAACAAAGUCCAAAGAGUGGGACUCAAUUUGCGAUCAAUUAGAAGCGAUGGGUGACAUCACACCAGCCAAUAGAGAAGAUAAUGUAAAAAGCAUGCAUGAUUUAUGCAAGUGCUUAAAGUCUAAUGGCACAAUCGUUUACGGGGGAUACAAAACUUUACGUGCCGUUCUCCGUGCACAAAAUGUGGAAGCGGGUCAAAUAAUUGACACAUACACGAAACUGAUCCAUCAGGAAAACGAAGGUGUAGAAAAUACCUGCAAGUCGCAGGCGGUGUUCAGUGAGCAAAAUAGCGAGGACAGAAAGAGAAAACAAGGACCGAGUGGUGACCGGGAUCCGUUAGAUGACUCCAAGCUUAGAAAGGAGAAACGGAAAAAAGUUGAAGAAGACCGUCCUUAUCAGUUUAGAAAACAGAUGGACAAUACCCAUGACGCAAGAAUAAUUGACGUGUGGACGCGUGCAAGAAACGCUGUUGGACGCAUCAGAGGGCCACAAUACACCGGAACAGGGAUAAGAGUUGGUACCAAGUACAUUCUCACUGCCUAUCAUGUCGCAAAAGACAUAACAAGUAAGUUAAUAAGAAAGAUGAUUCUACUCCGAUAUUUACAGACUUAAAUAAACUUCCCUUGUCAAGGCAUUGCCUAU
Mizuhopecten yessoensis (Yesso scallop) is the source of this 724-nucleotide messenger RNA. RefSeq lists its product as uncharacterized. The coding region runs from base 5 to 694 and encodes 229 amino acids. The record is from RefSeq and is a predicted model, not a curated record. NCBI's taxonomy places the organism in Eukaryota, Metazoa, Mollusca, Bivalvia, Pectinida, Pectinidae. The transcript has 4 exons.